Messenger RNA from Perca fluviatilis (European perch), 2640 nucleotides. RefSeq lists its product as uncharacterized. Gene Ontology annotation, molecular function: cysteine-type peptidase activity. The record is from RefSeq and is a predicted model, not a curated record. The transcript is spliced from 15 exons. NCBI's taxonomy places the organism in Eukaryota, Metazoa, Chordata, Actinopteri, Perciformes, Percidae. The coding region runs from base 754 to 2640 and encodes 628 amino acids. Gene Ontology annotation, biological process: proteolysis.
CAGACAGCAAACAGGAACCAACUACCUCAGAAAAAGAUGAGAAAAGCAAUCCAUCACAGACAAAACCAGAACCAAUCAGAAAGGCUGGUAAAAGAAAGGGCACAGACAGCAAACAGGAACCAGCUACCUCAGAAAAAGAUGAGAAAAGCAAUCCAUCACAGACAAAACCAGAACCAAUCAGAAAGGAUGGUAAAAGAAAGGGCACAGACAGCAAACAGGAACCAGCUACCUCAGAAAAAGAUGAGAAAAGCAAUCCAUCACAGACAAAACCAGAACCAAUCAGAAAGGCUGGUAAAAGAAAGGGCACAGACAGCAAACAGGAACCAGCUACCUCAGAAAAAGAUGAGAAAAGCAAUCCAUCACAGACAAAACCAGAACCAAUCAGAAAGGCUGGUAAAAGAAAGGACACAGACAGCAAACAGGAAACAACUACCUCAGAAAAAGAUGAGAAAAGCACAGUCAAAAUUCCUGCUACACAAAAUCAGCUGACAGUCACAGUAGACCAGGGGAAAGAAUCACGUACACUGGUAUGACAACAUAUCACAAAGUAUUAUUACAAUAAUGUUUUUCAACCAUUUUGUUGUCAUUUAAAAAAGAAUUCCUUUACAGACAAAAACACUGUGGGAACAAGGUCAGACUGAACUUGUGGUGUCAGUGAUAAAGUCACAGGACCAGUGUUUUACUCUGCGGCAUUCUGAAUUUCUGACCUUACGCCCACAAGAACUGAUCUGUGGUGAGGUCAUCGAAGCUUACAUGCGAGCUACCCUUAACCAGUACGACCCUGCUCAUCGAAUCUUUCAAAUAGGCCAUUACACAAACGGUGUAAUUCUUGGAGGUUCAAGCGAGCAAAUGAAUCGACACCUGAUGCGAAAAACAAAAACACUGUGGGAACAAGGUCAGACUGAACUUGUGGUGUCAGUGAUAAAGUCACAGGACCAGUGUUUUACUCUGCGGCAUUCUGAAUUUCUGACCUUACGCCCACAAGAACUGAUCUGUGGUGAGGUCAUCGAAGCUUACAUGCGAGCUACCCUUAACCAGUACGACCCUGCUCAUCGAAUCUUUCAAAUAGGCCAUUACACAAACGGUGUAAUUCUUGGAGGUUCAAGCGAGCAAAUGAAUCGACACCUGAUGCGAAAAGUGAACCUGGAUACCUUUGACGCUGCUGUGUCAUUUGUUAAUGUAAAUAACAACCACUGGCGUUUCGUGUACCUUCAUGCGCCUUUAAGGACUUUAUUUGUGAUGGAUCCUGCCACUGCAGAACAAGAUUUUCACCUCUCCACAACUGCUGUUCAGCGUUACAACCGCUACUUUCAGAUGCGGCAGAACGUCUAUGGGAAACAGGUGUGGAGCAGUAUAAAGUGGAAAGCUGCAACUACUCCACACCCAGUCCAAAAAGAUUCCACAAGCUGCGGAGUCUUUGUGAUGCAGAUGGCUAAAGAGGCAAUCAAAUCCUUCCCGGCGAUACCUUCAUUCACCAUGAAGACUACAACAAGAGCUAUGAGUCGUCUCCGUGCAGAAAUGGCAGCGGAAUUACUGUCCGCAUCUGAGGAAGACUACUGUUCAAUGUGUGGCCUGGAAGAUGUGCCAAGGGACACAAAUAUCAACGCUGUUGUAAUUGACUGGACCAAAUGUGACUCAUGCAGAAGAUGGUUCCACGAUUUCUGCAUUCCUGCAACCGGAAUGAUUUGUCCAGAUCAGUUAUUCAAACACUGUGGGAAAGUGUUCUUCUUUGCCACGAUGCCCUCAUUCAAUGUGGUGGAGUUUGUGGAUGAAAUUGACCCUGAUGGCUGCAAGAAGGUGGACAUCAUUCCAACAACAUGGUUCGAGGGCGGCACGGAAAAUUAUGCUGGUGGCCACCAGGCCACAUUGCUCUACGAACGCUGUGAAAGAGGGCACACCACCAGCUCAAAACUGGAUUCUGUGACAAGGUCAAAACUCUUCCAGAGUCAGAGCAAGCAACUAGAAUCAAGAGAGCAUUCUGAUUCAGAGGACGAACUUCCACCCACUCCCCCAGAAAAACUCCUUUGGCCAGCAGCAAAUAAAAUGACCAGCCGGAUCACCAUCCCCACUGCCCAGCGAGUCGCCAGUUCCACUGUCCAGCAGAUCACCAGCCCCACUGCCCAGCGAAUCGCCAGUUCCACUGUCCAGCAGAUCGCCAGCCCCACUGCCCAGCGAGUCGCCAGUUCCACUGUCCAGCAGAUCGCCAGCCCCACUGUCCAGAGGUUUGCAAGCCCCAGUUGUGAAGCAAUGUUCUCUAAACUUCUUACAAUUGUAGAAGAAAUUAAGGAGACCCAGAAGGUUCAUGGUAAGAUGCUAAAUGUCCUGCUGAAGAAGCAAGAUACAUCAGUGAUGGAGGUUCCUGAUGGUGUGGUCUUCCCGCUACAAACUCAAGCAGAUGUUGAGGCGCUUGAGGAGCGACUGGGGGACCGCAGUCUAAUGUCUGCUGUUGUUGCCAUGGUUGCAGAUAUAGGGGGCACAAAUGUAGAUGAUGCAACGAGGCGAAUGAUGAAAUGCAUACUGUCAAAUGAGCUGGCAUUGGACUAUAACAUGUUUGGCCGGCCACGGGAAAAAAGAAGUUUAAGGACUUUUCACACGUGUUGGUGUUGGGCUCGACAGUUCAAGUGUUUCACUCGUAUUUGA